Molecule: messenger RNA, 4032 nt
Organism: Cololabis saira (Pacific saury)
Lineage: Eukaryota; Metazoa; Chordata; Actinopteri; Beloniformes; Belonidae
Product: zinc finger protein 429-like
Exons: 5
Coding region: 132-2147 (671 amino acids)
Biological process (GO): regulation of transcription by RNA polymerase II
Molecular function (GO): RNA polymerase II cis-regulatory region sequence-specific DNA binding; DNA-binding transcription factor activity
Source: RefSeq, a predicted model, not a curated record
AGCUGCAGCGUAGCAACAGCAGCUAGGUGUUAGCUCGCCUGCGUUAUUCUUCGUAAACUGAAGAUCCAGCGAGUGUCUUAAGUGCAGUGAACUCCACAUCACCGCCGGAAGAGUGUGAGUGUAAAUGCAGAAUGUGCUCUGUGGUGGGCUGUGAUUCGUGGCGUCGCCAUGCACGGCGGUUCCCCCUACCAGAGGACCCGGAGAAGAGGCUGGAGUGGGUCCAGUUUCUGUUCGAGGUGAACGGCCAGCGACUCAAGGAGUCGUCGUGGACUGAUAUCACGGUCUGUACCGAGCACUUCACCCCCGACUGCUUCCUGAGGGAGACUCCGGGGACUGCGGUCCAGCUGAAGUCCGGGGCCGUCCCCCUGGUGCACGUACACGACCAGGAGGAGCUGCACAUUAAGCAGGAGCCUGUGGAAAGCCCGGAUGAGGACCCUGCAUUUGAGCCCCUUGAUAUAUGCCACAGUCCAGCAUUCUUUAAAGAAGAAACUUCCAGUGUAAUUGCGAGUCCAAGAUCAAGUGAUGGCUCUGAAUCUUCCAAGUAUGAUUAUGUUCAGAUGCUGCAAAAAAUUGAAAACCUCGACAUUAUCAGAAAGAAAGCUGGACUUCUUCAGGUCGAUAGUAGAUAUGUUGUGAAUGAAAAACAACUCUUCACGAUGUUCAGCAGUAAGUGCCCUUUGUGUCGUUCGAAAGUAAAGACGGAGAAAGCUGUACAGGGAUUACUCUUGGCUGUAAACCAGCAGUGCGUUCAGUGUAAAUACAGAAAAGAGUGGAAAAAUCUGUCCAGUUCUGCCGUCACCGCAGAUGAAGGCGCGAAUCCGACCGAACGCUCAGAAGUAACUCUAGAGACUGAUCCGACCGACGAAGAGAAGACCAGAGUCCCUGAGAUUAUUCAUUGCAUUGGUGAAGACAGUGAUCCCAUGGAGGACUUCAGUAGUAGUCAAGAUGAUGUGGAUUCAGGUGACGAUUGGCAACCAGAAGAGGAACUUUUAUUCUAUCAUGAGUUGCAAGAGGAAUCUGAUGAGGAAAGCAAUUAUGAAGAAGAUGAUGAUGGAGAUUACGAUGAUGACGAUGACGAUUUACCCCCAAAAAACCGUGAGCUCUGUACAGAUUGUGGAAGGUUUUUCGAUCGCCGGCAGCCUCACACGUGUGAACAUAAAAUCAAGCCAUAUUCAUGCAAUAUUUGUGGGAAGAGGUUUGUCAAUGAGACGUCUAUAACUGCUCACAGCAAAAUCCACGAGGAAAGCUACGAGAUUCCAUGCAAAUAUUGCAAUGCUAAGUUUAAAACUAAAGUUGACAAAAUCACUCAUGAGCAAGUGCACGUUACUGAAGAGAAGCCCUACAAAUGUCCCGAAUGUUCAGAAGAGUUCGCCACAAACAAGGAGCGCAGAAUCCACCUGCAAGAGGGCGAGUGGCCACAUUCUUUAAAGUGUCACAUUUGUGGAAUUCAGUUUUACCAAAGCACGUCCAUUCGCAGACAUUUACUCGUGCACUCAGGAGAGAAGCCGUUCAAGUGUCCAGUAUGCCAGCGUGGCUUUUCACAGGCCAGCCAUCUGAAAUCACACAUGCGCCUGCACACAGGGGAGAAACCAUAUAAAUGUCAGCACUGCGACCAAUCCUUCAAUCACAAUGUGAGUUUGAAAAGCCAUUAUCAGCGGUACCACUCUCCAAACUCUAGACAUGCACAGAAAAAGAAGAUGAAAGGAAAGGGAAGUAACCCUGGCAAUGGUCAAGAUAAUGGUAGUAGGAGAGUUGCAGACUCGGGGGUUGACAAUGUGGAGCAAGAUUCACUGGUGAAGGUGGUGAAAAUGUUAAGAACUAAGCCCAAAAAGAAAGUUACAGGUCGACCCAAAGGAAGGCCCAAGAAGGGCCAAUCAGCAGACCCUUUGGUUCAAGAGGAAAACAUGCAACGGACGGAUAAAAGAAAGCCGCAGGAAUCAAAGGACACAACAUCCAGCGAUGAAGAAAGUGACGAGCUGACUGAGGACGAGGAAUUUAGUGACUCUAUGGAAGAGCAAGAGAAAGCUGAAAAAGUGACUUCGCGUGCGAGUAAAUCAAGAGGAAGGCCGAAAGCUUCUGACUUGGACUCUGACUUUGAACCGACAGAAAUUAAGAAAAAGAGGAGAAACAGUAAAAACAUUAGCUAGGUGUCAGGACGACACCUGGAAAGAGCAAGAAAGAGUCCAGUAGUUAAGACACUGAGCUAAAAUUGUUGUUGACCUUAAUGCCAAGCAGACCCAAACAUCAUGAUUCAUAAAAUACAGUAUGUGAAACUUCACCAAAAUAUAUAUUGUCACAUACAAAAAUGCUACUAAAUAUGAUCUAUUUAGGAUACUUACAUAAACUUUAAUUUCCCUAAUCACAAAAGAAGCACACAUUUGAUUUAGAUUAUCACUACAUUUAAAGGGAAGAACAAAAACAUUUUCAAAAACAUUUAGAUUGUGACUAUAUUUAAAAAGGACACACCUUUUUCACGGAUUCGGGUUAUGAUCUCUUUUUGUCUGAAACAAUAAUGGCGUUUUAGUUAAAAUGAUGUUGAUUGAAAGUCCUACUUUUGUGAAUAACGACUUAUCUGAAUCUUCAAGUAUGAUAAGAUGCCUGAUGUUUGAAUUAGAACAAGGUAAUGCCAGAUGUGGGACUUUACAGACUUCACAAAUUUGUGACCCCAUUAAAGCAGCACAACGUAACUUUCAGCUUUUGUUGAGUUUGGCGGCUCCUUUGGACAAAAGCGGUAGUGCUUUACCAGUAGUGUGGCAGGGUUCCUACCAUGCUCCUCAAAGUUACAUAGUGCCAGUGAAGGCGACACAGACCCCUCAGACCAUGACAGAGGUUCAUUAAACCUGUUGGAAGUUGAUGUACCAUCACAAUGACUCUGGAAAUAUUAUAUUAAGGUGGAAAAGUUACGUAGUGUCGCUUUAAGUAAAAAAACAAAGAUCUGGUAUUUUUUCAUGACCUAAAUUAGUAUUCAAAAUGCCCUAGAAAUGGUUUUAAAGUACCAGCAGGUUUAUUAUAUUAUGUGGUGCCUUUUAUAAAUCAAGUUCAAUGAGCCAUUACACUAUUUGUAAAAUGCCUCCUAUGGUGAAGUUCUGGGCAUGAUUUAUUUGAAAGUGUCCCUGUCAAGGGGGAAAAUGGCAUACCUCAACCCGAGCAACCUUUCUGUAUAAAACUGUAUCUCCAACCCUUUCUUUUAAGCAGUCAGUGACGAUACUUGUCAGUUUACAUAUUUAAUGUAGAGCCUGGACGUGUCUGACAUUAAAUCAUGUGAUCCUAACCGCGCAGCCUUGCCCAUUCCAUCAGCAUCAUGUUCUCCAGUGAGGGUGUUGCUGUUGGCAAAGAUCACCGUCUGUCCUUGUCAGUUGUCAUCAGCACUGAUAAUUGACAACCACGUUAAUCCUGUCAUGUGCUCUGUGUUCAGACUGGGUUCUUAGAUUUCAGGAAAGUCUUAUCUUCGAGCAUCUUUAAAAAAAAUCACGCUGGACUGAUAUAACUCAUUGUGAUGAGAAUUUAACAAGUGACUGUUUUGAAAACCUGGCUCCGACAGCUGGCAUCACCGAGGCCCGAUGAUGUCCCACUCAAACAUCAAUAAACCUCUGGAGAGCCCACAAUAUGUGGCGAGUAUGCGGUGCCACCUGCUGCAACAUCUGCAACAGCACCCGCCCUCAAGCUCCUCAACAAAGCAAAUAAUUUAUCCUGCUGUAUGUCAAACAAAUCUCACAUUUGCACAUGAAGAGUUUGACUUCAUUAUGUGUUGCUUUCAGAGCUGAUACAUUAUAUAUUAUUCGAUAAAUAAUUACAAUAGCAAUCAGCGAGGUCUUAAAAACUGACAUUACUAAAGCAAGUGCAGUAGUUUUUAACGGGCAGGUAUUGUUUUUUUUCUGAGAUACUUAUUGGUCCCGCAAGUGAAAUUGUUUUGUUACAUCAGAAAUAAUAGAAAUCAAUACAAAAGGCAAAAGUAAAAUGUUCACUGUAAUCAAAACAUGUUUUAUAAGAAUAAAAAUAGAUUUUAAAUGACAGGAGUGGUUCCCUGAAUUG